This is a messenger RNA of Fomitiporia mediterranea MF3/22, 747 nucleotides long. RefSeq lists its product as uncharacterized. The transcript is spliced from 2 exons. The record is from RefSeq and is a predicted model, not a curated record. Lineage: Eukaryota; Fungi; Basidiomycota; Agaricomycetes; Hymenochaetales; Hymenochaetaceae. Bases 1 to 747 code for a protein of 248 amino acids.
AUGUCGCACCCCGACCUCCUUCGCUCAGGAAACACGUCUUCGGGAAAGUUCGACGAUGUGAAAGCGGGAAAGGACAUCAUAGUCGUGGACGGCAUAGUCCAGCCCGGCACAGGUGGUGUCUCGACCUGGACCUUUAUGCAACCCAACUGGAAGGAGAAAACGACCUGGCUCCUGAAAAAAACAGUUUCUUUAGGACCACACCUCGUAGCUCACAACGACCACGGCCAGCACUAUAAUAUCGAGCCGAAGGAAGAGAUGACUUUCGAAGAUUACAAGGUCCAACUCGCACUGCUCAACACGAGGGCUGUACGAGUAGACGCGCUUCCCGAGGCAGACGCCCUUCGCGAAGCCGAAGAGUUCGUUCUUCCGAGACAGUCGAACCACAACGACAAGGCGACCCGCUUCAUCUUCAAUGCUCUUGCUUGUGUUGUUCACGAACGCGUCGCUAUCCCCAUGUUCCCCGAAUCUAACGAGAACGACUACUGCUACCUCGCCACUCUGGCCAAGUCUCUCGAGGACGGCAGCCUUAACUUGUCUCAGCUGAUCUGGGAGCCGGAGAGUGUCCUUAAGAAGGAUAAGGUAUUCACCGCAGCUGCUGUGUUGGCGUAUAUGAAGAAGGAGGAAGAGGCGAGGCUCGAUAAGGGUAACGAAGAUGCCGAGGCUGAUCUGGCCAACGACCACGCGUUUUUGCGCACUAUAAUGAAGUUCGAUGACGAGAGGAGCCCAUUUAUUGCGAAGCAAGCCUGA